AUGGUUGAAGUAAAGCAGAGUAUGGAAAUGUCUGCGCCCCGAGCGUGGCCAGCAGGUCAUAAAUAUGGACUUCCAUGUCGAUGUAAACUGUUCCCAGGAGAGAAGAGGAUGAAAUACAUCCAACCAGAGCGUGCUGUGUCGUUCAAACCAUGUAAAAUUUAUAGAUCUCCAGAAUCAAAAAUGCCCGAUCACACAACAUACAAACAGUCUUUCGAAGCUUUCGAACCGGGUAUGUUAAGGAACUGUAAGGGAAAACCGUUGCUAGCCAGAGAAAACCUGACACCUGCUGGAGACUUCUCAGACUUGACAACUCAUAAGAUGAGUUUUGGAUCUUGGCCAGGAGUCAACAGACAAAAAAUCUAUUAUCCAAGGGAUCACAAAUUGUCAGGGGAAGGUCCAAUGGCUGAGGUGACCACUCACAAACACGACUACACUCCCAAAUGUAUCGACGCACCAACGAAGAUUAUCAGGCCCAACAAUCUCGGGUUUUCUUCAGCACCAAUGUCUGAUGAUUCUGUCAUGUCCAUGUCUUAUAAAUGCCCAGAUUAUAGAAGAUUUGAACCUUCGACAUCAUUUAAACCUGAAAGAAGAUUCUUACCUCCUAAGAGCCCAGUGGAAAGCGAUACAGUUCAUAAACUAUCGUUUAUGCCGUUUGAGCCUCAGCCAAAGCAAGAGGUACCUUGGGCCAAACAAAAACCCUAUAUGAGAUCUGGAGAGCCAUUGGAUGGUCAUACAGUAUACAACGGAAGCUAUAUCGCCCCUGGAAGAAUGAUGGAAGAUCCAUACGGACAUUGUACUGGUUGCUAUUGCGUAUACCCGGCCGAAUGUUAUGAAAAAUCUGGAGAACGGCCUGAUGUUCUCACCUGCCCGGCUGGAUAUGAUCCCAACAAGGACCCGCCAAGGCCCCCACCAGUUACUGAGGAAAGACCAGCGGAAUGA
Nezara viridula (southern green stink bug) is the source of this 939-nucleotide messenger RNA. NCBI's taxonomy places the organism in Eukaryota, Metazoa, Arthropoda, Insecta, Hemiptera, Pentatomidae. The record is from the annotation of a GenBank genome assembly.